Trachymyrmex septentrionalis is the source of this 7289-nucleotide messenger RNA. It is a transcript of the gene Abl, whose product is annotated as tyrosine-protein kinase Abl. The record is from RefSeq and is a predicted model, not a curated record. The coding region runs from base 546 to 5129 and encodes 1527 amino acids. Lineage: Eukaryota; Metazoa; Arthropoda; Insecta; Hymenoptera; Formicidae. Gene Ontology annotation, molecular function: non-membrane spanning protein tyrosine kinase activity; ATP binding; protein binding. Gene Ontology annotation, biological process: protein phosphorylation. The transcript has 10 exons.
AAAGCGAUUAUCGGCAAUUCGCGAACAGCUCGAUAUCUAUACACGCGAGCGACGACAGGCUCGGAAUUAGGAGCGUGCGAACGAGGGCACCGUGGAGGGCACCGUGGAGGGCAUCGCAUGAGAACCCGCCCAGCGUCGUGCUGCCGCACAGCAAUGUAUCGACAAACUAAAUAAUCGACGUCAAAAGCUGUCAAAUAUGGCGAGGGGCAGCGAGAGAGAGCGGUAAUUGACAUGUAAAAAUGUGAAUGGCUCCGCCGCGGCCCGCACUGUGAUCUGCGCUUCGAUCGGGUGGGUGGGUCGCGCGCUCGUGGCCGACGAUCGCGGUGUCCUCGCGUGCGUGGAUCCGGGCUCACGCGGACGACGACGGCGACGACGACAACGACGAUCGACGACGAUGUCGGGCCCGUCGCCGGCGCCUGUCGAAUGCCGGAAGUGAAGUGUUUUCCGGCGCGACCGCGAGGGCAGUCCGAACCAGGAGCCAGACAGGGCUCUACACGCAGACCCGGGAAGGAGGGGCAUGGUAUGGUAAUCAGCGGACAAACGCUAUGGGCGCUCAACAGACCAAGGACAGGGUGAUCCCCGCCGGGUCCACCGUGCGCCAGACACGCAAGCAGCCCAGAAACCUCAAAGAUACGCGCGUCAUAGGCUCUAACAUAUUCACUGAGCACAGCGAGGCACUUUUGCAAAGUAGACCUCUACCUCACAUUCCAGCAUUGCCAGAAGGUGAUCCCCCAAGUGGUUCUAGUGUUCAAUCAAUUUCACAGCAAGCUAACAUUCAACAGCACGCCAGUGUAUCCGCUAGCGGACUUCUUGAAGCAGCAAAUAGAUGGACUAGCAAGGAAAACCUCUUAGCACAAGAGGAGGAUGAUCCUCAAUUAUUUGUUGCCUUGUAUGAUUUUCAAGCUGGUGGGGAGAAUCAACUUAGUUUGAAAAAGGGUGAACAAGUACGUAUCCUAAGUUAUAAUAAAAGCGGAGAAUGGUGCGAGGCUCAUUCGAGCUCUGGGCAAGUGGGAUGGGUACCAUCGAAUUACGUUACACCCGUGAACUCCUUGGAAAAACACUCUUGGUACCAUGGGAGGAUAUCUAGGAAUGCUGCAGAGUAUUUGCUGAGUUCAGGGAUAAAUGGUAGUUUUCUUGUACGGGAAUCGGAGAGCAGUCCCGGGCAACGUAGCAUCUCUUUGAGAUACGAGGGUCGAGUGUAUCACUAUAGGAUCAACGAAGAUAGCGAAGGAAAGAUGUUCGUCACAACGGAAAGCAAAUUCAACACGUUAGCUGAGUUAGUGCAUCAUCAUUCAAUGCUUGCUGAUGGCCUUAUAACGCAACUGCUUUACCCUGCACCAAAGCAUAAUAAGCCUACCGUCUUCCCUUUGAGUCCGGAGCCGGACGAAUGGGAGAUUAACAGGACGGACAUAGUAAUGAGACAUAAGUUAGGAGGCGGCCAAUACGGCGAUGUGUAUGAAGCAGUCUGGAAGAGAUACAACAUGACCGUAGCGGUUAAAACUCUGAAGGAGGAUACGAUGGCAUUGAAGGAUUUUCUAGAGGAAGCGGCUAUCAUGAAGGAAAUGAAACAUCGAAAUCUGGUACAAUUAUUGGGAGUUUGUACACGUGAACCACCGUUCUACAUCAUCACGGAAUUCAUGAGCAAAGGAAAUCUCCUGGAUUACCUGCGAAACGAGAGUAAGCAUCAGAUUAACGCUGUAGUUCUGAUGCACAUGGCUACACAGAUUGCGAGCGGCAUGAGUUAUUUAGAGAGUAGAAACUUCAUUCAUCGUGACUUGGCGGCCAGGAAUUGUCUGGUCGGCGAAAACCAUCUUGUUAAGGUUGCAGAUUUCGGUCUAGCUCGUCUUAUGAGAGACGAUACGUACACAGCCCAUGCAGGGGCGAAAUUUCCUAUAAAAUGGACUGCACCAGAAGGUUUAGCAUAUAAUAAAUUCUCCACAAAGUCUGAUGUAUGGGCAUUCGGUAUCUUAUUAUGGGAGAUUGCCACUUAUGGAAUGUCCCCUUAUCCUGGUGUCGAUCUAACGGACGUUUAUCACAUGUUGGAAAAAGGCUAUCGAAUGGAAUGUCCUCCCGGUUGUCCAACAAAAGUUUAUGAUCUGAUGCGUCAGUGCUGGCAGUGGUCAGCGGCAGAACGGCCAACUUUUAAGGAAAUACACCUUUCAUUAGAAAAUAUGUUUCAAGAAUCUAGUAUUACCGAAGAGGUAGAGAAGCAACUUCAAGGUGGCGGGGAAAUUCCAUUGCUAGCAUACAAAAAAUCGCAGACUGGAAGUACAGGAAAUAUACAUGGACUUGUUCUUGUAUCUGAGCAAUUAUCUUCUUCCGGCAUAACGCAAGAAGGAGCCAGCUCGGUCACCAAGUUAAGUACUUUUAUGGGAGGUUUGUCAAGUAGGAGUAAUAGUAAUAUGGUUCAAAUGCGAAGAUCUACCAAUAAAAAAGGAAAACAGGCACCAGCACCUCCUAAGCGAACAAGCUUGCUAUCAUCGUGCAGUUCUUUUCGAGAUUCUGCCUAUCAAGAACAAGAUCAGCAAAAUGUUGAAGUGAGCACUAUGACGCUUGACGAUGGCACAGAUCUAAAUGGUAUUGAUAAAAUUUUUGAAGGUAUCACACGUGAUCUCGUGACAAUGGCUACACAGUCAAUUACUACAGGAGGUUGCGAUAUGGACGACGACGGAGAUGGGUCGCAAGGGACAGCAGAACAUAACUUUGUUCCUCAACCGUCAACCUCGCCGGAACCAGUAUCCAACUUACCAUGCAAUCAGAAACAAAUUAAAUCUCGACCUUACACGUCUAAGGAAGUACUGCCUCAGAAGCUGGUCCACGUGGGUGCGCUGGAGGUGCAAAAUGUUAAAAGGGCGAUCAACCGCUACGGCACUCUGCCAAAAGGAGCCAGAAUCGGGGCAUAUUUGGAAUCUUUACGACAAAGCGGUAUGCCGCCGAAUCAGGAGAAUAUCGCCACGUCCUCUUUAUCCAAUGCAGUCAUAGAACAGCAGCAGCAAGAUAUCAUCACCGCGAGUGUUGUCGAUGUGAUCCCGCAGCACCGUUCCCUUUCACCUCGCCAGAACAAUUUACGCAAUCAACCACAGAUGACGCGUAGCAAUUCUUCGAGUGGAGUGGUGAAUACCUAUCAGCCGCCGAAUUCACCUCGCAGCCGUGCCGUAGGUAUCAGGAAGACCAAUACGGAAGGGAUCGGCUUGCGAACUUUUCGAGCGCCGAACAAUUCUAGCUUCCGUACCGCCAGCCCGUCGAGAUCAAUUCAGCCAACUCUGGCUGAUCUGGAGUUUCCACCACCACCGGUGGAUCUACCACCUCCUCCGGACGAAGCCUUCGAUCACUGUGACUUGCCGCCACCUGUCACAACGGCGUCACCAUGCGAGCCAUCCUCUUCUCACACGAAGAUAGCGAGCUCGCCAGUUGGCCUUAGGAAAGUGAAAACAGAAUGGCGGAGCAAAGACGAGAUCAGCGAUCACGAUCAGGACGAUAGAAAUAAUGACGUGAGAAACGCGGAGCCAUCAGUGAAGGAGGCUAGUUCGCGAUUCGGCGUGAAUCUGCGACGCCGGGAAACGACUGCCGGCGAUGCGCAUUGCGGUAGCGGCGGCGGCAUUGGUAAGUCCGUGGACGAGAAGAAAUUAGUUUAUAGACCAAAGGAAACGACGAGCAGUGGUACGAUCAAAACAGAAUCGUUGGACGCGACGAUCGUGGCACCCGAGGAGGCGCCACCGCCGCCUCCACCACCGCCGCCGCCUAUCGACGGUGCCGUAAUCGGAACCGGUACCACCGAUCCCUUCGAAUCCAAACCUGGCAUGAAGGAGAUGCUGGAGCUCAAGCUGAUCAACGAGAUCAAGCAGAGUGCAGACAUGAAACACGGUGGUACCGGCUUCGCGAAGAAGACUGGUAGCGUCGCUAGUAGCAACGCGCCUCUGUCGGCGGCACCGCUCGACCCGGCGUCGCAGCUUCUAUCCGAGUUGUGCGCCAGCUUCAGCAUGGAUUCCGCCAAUAAGCAGCAUAUCGUCCCGAGCGAGUACGCGAUCUCGAUGUUGAAAAGCAAUGACGUAUCCAAUGUUCAGGAACACGUUCACACGAACAUGUUGGGCGCGCACACUGAGAGGAGCAGCGGCCACAAGGAGAUCCCGAUGACCUCGCCGAUUACGGAAGGCCAUGUAUUGAGUGCUGCUAGCGUAGGUUUCAAAUUGAAGAAGGUAGACAAGAGAAGUAAUCCACAGAGGGAAGAGAAUCCGGACAGUCAAAUAAUCGACUUCAAGGCUCGGUUGCGAAAGGUGGAUAACACUGACAAGGAGAGGGCCGUGGCGGACGAGAAGAGCAAGUCGUCGCGUUUCGACGACUGCACGCAGGGAAGUAACAUCGCGGAUUCGGCGGAUUCGUCAUCCGGCGUGGAUGAUAUGAACGAUGACAAGCGCCGCAGCACCGGUAGUAUUAGUAGCCUAAAAAAAUUGUGGGAGAACAAAGAGGCUUCUUGUGAUAACCAACCACUUAGUCCUAAAUUAAAUGUGAGAGGGGCGAGUAGCAAACAGGAUAUCGGUGACAUUGCAAGCGAGGACUCUCCAGAGGAUCAUAGCGGUGCCUCGACCAGAAGCUCGACCAGCAAAGGCGAUCCGCGAAUAUGGCCUCCGACCUCGUCAUCCUCAGUAACCUUGGAAAUGGAAAAGCCGAUCGUACCGGCCAAACCGUUGAAACCACUCGGACCCUCCAGCAAACAUUUUGGUUCCUCGAUAUACGCCACGCCGAAUUGCAACAAGUCGUCGCAGAGCGACGACGACGGCAGCAAGCAGACCAGCGGCGAAAUGACGAAAGGGGCGAAGCAUAGCGUGAUGGAAAUUUCGAACGUUAUAGAAAAUAGCAUUUUGAAUCUGAAGGGUAGUCCCACCAUAGUUAUGGCUAGCUGGCUACAGCUUUCUGACAAGGUCGGCCUGCUUCACGGCAUGUGCGUCAACCUAACGGACACGGCAAUCGCGCCGCAUGCGAGAUUCCAAUUUCGCGACCUGCUCACCCGGCUCGAGCUGCAGGCGAGACAGCUGCGAGCUGCCGGCACACGCAACAUCACCGAGAAUACGAGACUCUUGUGUGAUGUGCAGAAUACGAUAAAGGACGUGAUAAACACGGUGCAAAGGUAAAGCCGCACCGGGCCGGCUGAAAAAUCAAAACGAGCAUCUUGCCCUGCGAGUUUUCCCUGCACUCCAUCACCCUAUCCCUGUGAUGUACCCCGAUCGCAGAAGUCAUCACUCUCGUCCCUCCUAUCUCUUUCUCUCUCUAUCUCGCAUCCGCAUGUGGACGUAUAGUAUACAUAUAAAUUUAUAUAAAUAUAUAUCUAAGUCACUAAGUAAGGUUUUAUCAAGGAAUGAAAUCUUUUUUGAAAGCAUAGCAAUUAAUCUACGCGAGCGAAUAAGAGUGAACUUAAUGUGAAUAAGUCUUUAAUCGAUAAUACGACUGCAUGAUUGUUAGAGGAAUUAAUCCAAAGUUGCAUGAAUCGUCGGUGACACUUCUCGACACGCAGUCACAUAGGAACACAACAUGUACGAGAUAAAACACAAUUCGUACGAGAUCCUAUAUAUACGCAGUAAAUUCUAUAAGUUCGUAUAUAUUUACAUCUCUCUGCCUGCAUACCAUCCAUGCGUUUUUUUUGGAAGAUCUUUAAGAGACCGCUAUGAUCAGCGUGUACAACGUCACAGGCCUGGCAGGAAUACGGCCUUAAAACGAGAAGUAAACGUAUACACCAUUGCAUGAUUGAAUUUUUAUGUCGAGACGUAACGACGGUUUUCAUAUACGGUAGUAAAUGUGAUGAUUAUAAUUACUGUAUGGAAUAACCGAUGAAGCAAAUUCUCAGUAGUAUAUAAUCGGCGUAUUGGCAUGAUUGAAUGGUGGCAUAUUAAACGCGAAAAAAUGAGUCGCGUCGCGGACGCGAAAAUAUCGAACGCGCUAAACUCUAUAUCCUCGAAUCGCUUACGUAUCGCGUAUAUAUAAAUCGUUUCGUUUUACAUGUAAUUUUAUACACACAUCGUGCUUAGUAUAUAUAUAUAUAUUAUACGCGAGAUUUUUAGAUUAGACUAUAUAUAUAAAUACGGACAACACACCUAAACAUAAGCCGUUUCAUGUGUACUGUGGGACAAUAUAAACGAUUUUGUAUUUGUAUAGAGUAAGUUGGAUAUAACAGCUAUACACAACGCGAAUCGAUUACGCCUACACGUAAAAUUAUAUUCAAAACAAACCACAAAAUCGAAUGUAAUUAAUCAAACAAUUUUUGAGUGUCGUGUGCUUUGUUCUUAUCCAGGAUGGUAUGGUUCUUCCAAAAGCACAAUAGCGGAAAUAUUCGCCUGAAGACAUCCAUGUGUGAACGAUUCAGUAACAGUUAAUUUAUGGAAAGUGUGUCUCCGAUAGACACGUUAUAGAUGAACUGAGAGAGCCAAAACAAAGUAAAGGAGUAUUUAUACUGGCCGUAACCGUAUGCCGUAAUCUGUAAGAAUCAAUUAAUCAAAUAUUCCUCUUUUACAGCCGAAUAAGAGGAGAAUACUCGACUGUGAUUAGUCAAUUCUUAUUGAUUACGGCAUACGAUUACGGCCAGUAUAAAUGUUCCUAAAUGGACAAAUAAUAAUAUACGAUACGUAUUAUCUGUGUCUGUACAGUAUUUUCUCUACAUGCUGUCGUAUGCAAUGAAGUUUGUAAACAUCAUGCAUUUGUUACUCGCACUUAUUCUUCUGUAUUGUCAUUCAUAUAUCGCAUACGUUUUACAUCUUUUAGAUAAAGAAACAAAAAGAAAAGAGUAAGCUUUAGUAAGUAUUAUAUAUGCAGUUAAAUUUCUGUUAUUUAUGAUGACGUAAUGUUAUAUAGUUCUACGCAGAUGCUUGUUAACGUCGCUGUAUGCAUCCCCGCGAAAGGAACAAAUAAGUUAAGUUUUGUAGUUUGUAUAAUAAUACAUCGACUGUAAAGCUAUUAUCCCUACGAUAGUAUACCGGAUUGAUUUUAUGGAGGUUUUCAGGCUUAUACUUCGUUCGGCUUGAUUGUGCUCUCGAUACUAAAAGAGAAUGCAAUAGAGGAAAUAAGUCAUCGAUGAACUGUUUCUUAUGACACACUGCCUAUAUUAUAUGUUACAGCUAGUAGUAUACAUAUUGAAUUCACUAGUACUCUUAAUCAUGUAAAUGUAUUUCUUCUUUUGAUCCAAUAUCUCGAAUUUCUUUAUAUUUUGUACCUGUGAUAAAAUAAUCAAGCUCUUUCUCUUCUUUUCAUCAAAAGAAUCAUGCUCAACAGAAACGAUAAUAGUUAUACGAAUAAAUUUUAGU